GCUACGCUACGCCGCCGGGUUUAAGGCCAUGGUGGCAGCUGUUUGUACUUCUGAAAUCCCGGGGAGGUUGUUGUAUCACAUACCGCCUGAGCUUGCGGGCAUCAUGGCCCGGCGGCACGACGAGAGGGGUGACGGGAAGGCGGAGAACAAUGAUUCUGACUGCGAACUGAAGCGUGUCAACGGGUUCUUGCGUCGAUGCGUUCUGGAUACCAGCGGCCCGGGGCCCGGAUCCUCCAUCCCAACCCCAAGAGCACACACCACCAGCACGCUCGGCUUUUUGUUGAGAAGCAUUUCGCCCCACCGUCGUUGUCGUCCCUGGCUGCUGCCCAGUCUCCGGGCUGUUCCCCGUCAUCCGUUGCCUCUUCAGAUAACGCAUUCUCCCCGCGUUCCCUCGCGUGUCAAUCCAAGCUUUCUUUCCGUUAAAUGCCGCACACACACUGCCAUAAUGUCCAGCAACGACCGUAAACCCACACCCAGCGAGGAUUGGAGCGUUAUCUCCAGAGCGGAGGCGAGCGACUUCGUUGACGAGACUCACACUAAGGGGAGAAAACCUCACUUCAAUGAUGACAAUAUCCCAUCGGGUCGUAUCGGUCACGAUGCUGCAACCUCGUUCGAAGAGGAGCUCGACGCCGUUGCCCACACCCAACGGGCCAUGUCCAACGAGGACUCCACCGAGACCGCCGGGACCGAUGACACCCAGAUUCGGGUUGAUGAUGCCGCCGAUCAAGCCUUGUCGAUGCAAGCAACCUCUUCCAACUUUACCCCCAACGCCACAUACCCCUCACAGGCCGUCUCCACCCCUGACAGCUUCACUCUCUCCUUCGCCAACAUGGAGCUCCACCAGGGCAUCUACUCCCACGAUGUCGAGCGCUGGGUGGGCGGUGCUGGUGCUCCCCGUCUCGUCCAGCACCAGGCCCCCGUGAAGAAGGGUUACUCAUCCAGCGUGGCAAGCACCAGGAGCGUUGUUAGCAACAGCAGCUGGACCCACAUGAUGGAACCCAUUUCCAUGCACGAGCAACUGAGGUUUGCUGGAGCUUGGAGCAACGAGGCUCUCGCUCCCUAUGGUGCUCCGCACCCCGCUGGCAAUUAGUCGUCGCUUGCCGUCUAGAAAGGUCGGCCGGUAGACUGGUUGGUCUCGCAUGCUCGACAAACAUCCCUCUCAAGACUUAACCAUCAACUUCUGUCGUCGAGUACCAUCACUGCCCUUCGCGCUCUGUCGCUUUCCAACCCGACCUCUCACUUGUCAAGCCGCCUUGUCGACCGAAGAGUCAGUCGCCCUCGUUACUAAUGACAAACAUGUUUCGCUCAUCAUUGGCGACCGGUUGCCAGCAGUUGCAUCUUCUCAGCCGUCCUUCCCGAUUGACAAGCGCUCGUCGCUUCGCCAAGUCUCCG
Molecule: messenger RNA, 1392 nt
Organism: Podospora pseudopauciseta
Lineage: Eukaryota; Fungi; Ascomycota; Sordariomycetes; Sordariales; Podosporaceae
Exons: 4
Coding region: 29-1090 (353 amino acids)
Source: RefSeq, a predicted model, not a curated record